UGUGAAGUAAAAAAAAAAAAAAAAAAAAAAAACAUUGAAAGCGUCUCCACCAUUCAGAGCAGCAGCUGCAGCUUCAGGCAUUUUUUAAACUCUCCAACAAUGAGUGAAUCACUGGUGGUGUGUGAUGUGGAUGAAGAUCUGGUUAAAAAGCUGAAGGAGUUUCGUUUCCGGAAGGAGACCAAUAAUGCGGCCAUCGUUAUGAAGAUUGAUAAAGACAAGCAGCUAGUUAUUCUUGAAGAAGAACAUGAGGAUAUUUCUCCUGAUGAUCUAAAGGAUGAACUGCCUGAGAGACAGCCGAGAUUUAUCGUCUACAGUUACAAAUACCAGCACGAUGAUGGACGUGUUUCCUAUCCUCUCUGCUUCAUCUUCUCCAGUCCAGUGGGUUGCAGACCAGAGCAGCAGAUGAUGUACGCAGGAAGCAAAAACAAACUGGUGCAUACCGUUCAACUGUCCAAGGUGUUUGAGAUCAGAAACACAGAGGACCUAACAGAGGAAUGGCUUAGAGAGAAACUUGGGUUCUUUGGCUAAAGUCAUCUCAUCCAGUGGUCUUGGAUGUGAGGAGGAUCCAGAUUGCACAACUUGUGUCACCUCUUGGGGAGAACACACCACAGUUAAUGUUUCCCUCCUCUUUGUACCAGAUCUGAUUUAAAUAGUGUUUGCAAAUACUUCCUGUACUCAGUUUUAGGCCUCUUUGGUAAAGUUUACGGUGCGCCAGAAGGUUCAGACAGUCACAUGAGUUUGUAUACUUUUCUGUGACUGUCGGACAUGUGUGGCAGUAACUAAACCUCUCACCCAUCUAGCAGCCUAAAACUGAAAAUACUAUUUGACACAGGUCUGCUGUUGUGUCCCAUACAAUCUCUCCAUAUGCCAGUUAUGUGUCUGUAUUGAAUUAACACUCCCAUAGCUCUUAAGAUGGACAGAAAUUGAUCAUUUGCCCUUCCUAAACAUGUUCCUUAAGUAGUUUACACUAUUUUUUUUUUACACCUGAGUUUCACCUGUUUAUGUUUUAAUAAUUUUCCAUAAUUUGAGGGAGUCUUACUUUUAGAUAUUUUUUGGUUUUUCUCUGCUGUAUUUAGGGUUAUAUAAGCAUAUACUUUAUAGCAGUAAUUUCCUUUUGUGGUGUAAACAAACCUCCUGCCAGUACAUCUGAACAAUCAUAGCUACAAUUCAGAGAAUGAUAUAGAGCUUUAGUCAGUCUUGCCUUCAGUAUUCAUUUUAAAUUAUAAUUUAGGUAACAAACUGUAAAUAACAACAACACUAAGACCUUUUGACAAGUGGCAGUCCUAAGAGUUAUGAUGUGUCGUACCUUCUGUGCACAUAAACAAGCUGGCUCGAGGGGCCCUCGAGUGCUGCUUAUCACGCUGCAGAUUUGCCUGUUAGUCCAUCCUCAGAUCACAUCUUUUUGUCUCUGUUUAGAGGAAAAACAGUGUGACUCCUGGGUAAAGCUGUAGUCUGCCUUUGACCUGCAUAUUUGUUACAACGAUAUUACACUCCUACAAAACAAUAUUUCCACUCAAACAUUCCAGUCUGAACAAUUUAUUACCUACAACAAACCUCCGUCUCAAGCGACCAUGACAGUCUUGAAAACACUGCACACAGGGGGCAUUACCUGCCCUCUUUUUAAUCUACUGGGCUACUCUACAAGUGAGUUACUGCGUCUUUAGGGAGAUUGUUAGCUAAUAUUGUGCAUUAUAGCUAUUGCUGUUAUUAGUGUUAAUGAAUGUUGUGCUUCAUUCUGAUGUAAAGCCACUUUGAUUGCUUAGUGGUAGUCACAGCCUUGAGAAUGAUGGCUGUGACUUUUCCAAAUGCCAGUUGUGCUUAAUAUUUAGACUUUGGUAGGUAAAGGACAGCAUCUGGGCAAUUUCCAUUUUCCAUAAGGAACAGGGUUUGACCAAUAUCGCUUUUUAAAGGCUGAUACUGACAUUUCUGUACACUAUGUGCCAGCAGCUCAUAUUUUGUGCCAAUUUCUAAUAUCCAAGUUACACUUUUUUUGUUGCGUUUGAUCUGUAUUCUAUCAUGUUGGGUUUUAAAUUAAACACAGAUUGAGGUUAACAUGUCAAAUUUUAGCUUUACAGAGUUAAAACAUAACAUAAAAUGUGUCACUUUCCAAACGCCUAUGGACUCUAUUGUAGUUCUUCUAAUAGUUCUUCCUUAUUUCCUGUUGAAGAUCCUCUAAAACAGGAUUUAAACAAAUCCAACACACUUAACCAGUUGCUAAUACUUUAGGGAUUAGCGGCUCUUAACAGCAGGGUGACCCGCUCCGGAUAGUUAAAGCUACGUAAAAUGUACUUUAAAUUGUAUUUCAGGUGCUAAAGGCUGGUUUCAUGUGAGCUGUGAGACAGAAACCUCCAUUAUUAUGGUGGUGGAUGACUCGAGUGGCAGAUUUCUGAUUCUUAAUUAAAGCUAAAUAUCAGUUCUGUAUAUUGGUCUGACCCUAAUAAAGAAUAAUAGGCACAAAUUAAUUCGUGUUCGCUCGUCAGUGUCAUCUCUUAUUGGGAAACUCCUACUUUGGAAAUUGAUAAGGGAGGGUUGUGGUGAUUUAAAGCCCGAAGGCGGCAAGUCACUACCCCAUGUGUGAUGUCAUACUGCUAAGUCUACCAUACCAAUGCCUUGUCUUAAUUUUUAUUUUUGGCAUGUUUAGGUCAGUUUUUAAAAAAAUUAUGAGGCCAAAAUGAUACUCAACAUAUACACAAAUAUGUUUUGAGAAAAAUUGUUGAUUGGAAAAGCUUUGAGGGAUUAUAAUGUUGUUGUUUUUAAAAGACACUAAUGUUUCUGAUCUGUAAAGUUCAUUUAUUUUUUCUAUUUAAUGUUAUCUUGGUUGUGGAAAAAUAAUAGAAAGUUUCUUUUUCCAGAGAUGUGGCUCAAAGAUAUGUGCGCACAAUCACACCAUUUCAUGUAAAUCAUUUAUAGAUGUCAAAUGUUAAGACAUUAAUCAUUUAUGAUUUACAUGUCAGGACAGGGUUUAAUCCAGCAGGAACAAUGGGGUCUAACUGUAAUCACUUGUUUUACUGUCUACUGAUACCAUUGAUGCUAAUAUUUCCACACAGUCAGCUCCACAUUAUCCAGUAUUAUGCUGUUGUAACAGAAAAACACAACUCCAAUGUGGGUAAUUCUCAUGUUUAUAAUGGUUUCUGUUCUUACUUGAGCUGAUAGUAUGCUGUCCUUUAUGGGUUUUAUGAGUGAACAGUUUUCAUAAGCCUGACAGAAGUUUCCUGAUGACAUAUUUGAGUCUUUGUUGCAUGCAUCUCUUUACAGAAAAUUUUACAUUCAGUGAAUUUGAUUCGAUUGAUAUAAUUUAUUUGCACAGAUUCUUAAAAAAAAAUGGGGAACUCUUCUCAAACAUCUGGUCUCAGCUGUGUUCUUACUAUAUGUGAAAUAUUUUACAUACUGACAGUGCUUUCUUUGAAGAAACCCUCUGCUACUGCUAUUUUUAAUGGAAGUGGGUUGUAAUAGACUGUCCACUGAUCAUGUUUCAAAAUCAAGCUCCCCAAUAUAUUGAUAUUGAGCCAUGUAUCUGGUUAUGUCCUGUGGAUCUAAUAGCUUUCCCUUCUAUGUGGUGAAACUGUUGUAUAUUAGGCCUCUUGAGUCUUUUACCUGCAAAUGUGUUGUUCAGCUCUUGGUGUCCUCUCCGAUCAAAUGCCUACUAUUUGUUUCCUUUUUAAUGAAAAAACACAUGAGACAUUUAUCAUUACCAGCUGCCUCAUGGCAUCAGUGAAACUUGAGAUAUUUGUAUUUUCCCAUACUUUAUAAAGUGUCUAUUGUCUUAUUGUCCAAAUAAAAUGACAGUGAUGUUUA
This is a messenger RNA of Dicentrarchus labrax (European seabass), 3795 nucleotides long. It is a transcript of the gene gmfb, whose product is annotated as glia maturation factor, beta. Gene Ontology annotation, cellular component: actin cortical patch. The transcript is spliced from 7 exons. The record is from RefSeq and is a predicted model, not a curated record. NCBI's taxonomy places the organism in Eukaryota, Metazoa, Chordata, Actinopteri, Moronidae. Gene Ontology annotation, biological process: negative regulation of Arp2/3 complex-mediated actin nucleation; actin filament debranching. The coding region runs from base 100 to 528 and encodes 142 amino acids. Gene Ontology annotation, molecular function: actin binding; Arp2/3 complex binding.